Molecule: messenger RNA, 4239 nt
Organism: Centropristis striata (black sea bass)
Lineage: Eukaryota; Metazoa; Chordata; Actinopteri; Perciformes; Serranidae
Gene: cpt2
Product: carnitine palmitoyltransferase 2
Exons: 5
Coding region: 368-2371 (667 amino acids)
Biological process (GO): fatty acid beta-oxidation
Cellular component (GO): mitochondrion
Molecular function (GO): carnitine O-palmitoyltransferase activity
Source: RefSeq, a predicted model, not a curated record
UGAACGUCAGUGACACGUGACGUAGUAGUCACGUGACAAGUUUAGCCGGUUAAACUUCCUGUUGUCAAUACUUUGAAUAAACAUCUUUAUUUGCUCUAACUCACCAUUUAACUGUUUAGAACAGGUCAGCUGUGGAUUUUAUAUUCGAGGUACGCAUUUCCGCGGGUCAAACGCUCUACCAGCAUCAAACAGAAACAAACAGGUCGUAUUUACAAUCUGGCAGCUAAUGCUAGUUGCUAAUAACUGUAGUUAACGUUACCAGGGGUGACACGUUUCUCUUCAGACUUUAGCUUUAGUACGUUAGCUUCAACCGGUGUGCUUUACGUGUAUUAUACUGCAGCAGGUGUUCAGUUUGUUAGUUUGCACCAUGGCCGGUCUGCUUUCAAUGCAGUGCGCUGCCUCUUUGAGGAAAUCCGGAAGCCUAAUUCAUUUAAGAUGUACUGCUCUGGGCAUCGAUAAACGAAACUACAGCAGCAGAAAAGGCUUUUCAGGCGAGUACCUGCACCAAAGUGUUGUACCAUCGAUGCAUUACCAGAAGAGUUUACCCAGGCUGCCCAUACCAAAGCUUGAGGAUACCAUCAGGAGGUAUUUAGCAGCCCAGAGACCUCUGUUGGAUGAUGACCAGUUCAGAACAACAGAGAAACUUGCACAAGAUUUCCAGAACAGUGUGGGGAAACAGCUGCACGAAGAACUGGUUGCUCAGGACAAAAACAAUAAGCACACAAGCUACAUCUCAGGACCAUGGUUUGACAUGUAUCUGUCUGCUCGCGACUCUGUGGUGCUGAACUUCAACCCCUUCAUGUCCUUCAAUCCUGACCCGAAGACGGAGUACAAUGACCAGCUCGUGCGGGCGACCAACGUGGUGUGUUCCGCAGUGCGCUUCAUGAAAACGCUGCGAGCCGGAUUACUGGAGCCGGAAGUUUUCCACCUCAACCCAGCAAAAAGUGACACAGACGGCUUCAAAAAGUUUAUCCGCUGGGUCCCGUCUUCUCUGUCUUGGUUUGGAGCCUACAUGGUGAAUGCUUACCCCCUGGAUAUGUCUCAGUACUUUCGCCUCUUCAACUCAACUCGGAUUCCCAAGAGUGGGAGAGAUGAGCUCUUCACUGAUGACAAAGCAAGACAUCUCCUGGUUAUGAGGAAAGGCAACAUGUAUGUGUUUGACAUUGUAGACAGGGAUGGGAAUUUGGUGAAUCCUGCAGCGAUCCAGUCCCACUUGAAGUACAUUUUGACCGACCCGACGCCAGCAGCCGCCUUCCCUCUCGGGGUCCUGACCAGUGAGAACAGGGACGUGUGGGCCGGGCUGAGGGACAAGCUGAUAGCUGCCGGAAACGCCGAGGAUCUACGAAUGGUCGACAGCGCCCUUUUCUGUCUCAGUCUGGACGAUGAAAGCAUGAGGGACCACAUUCACAUCUCUCACAACAUGCUGCACGGCGACGGCUGCAACCGCUGGUAUGACAAGUCCUUCAGCGUCAUUCUCACCAAAGACGGACAGGCGGCUAUCAAUUUCGAGCACUCCUGGGGCGACGGCGUAGCUGUGCUUCGCUUUCAGAACGAGAUCUUCAAAGACACGACGGAGCAGCCGCUGGUCCACCCGGGCUCCGCUCCCGCUGCUGAGGAUUCAGCCUCCGCCGUCCGCAGACUGCAGUUCAACUUGGACGCCGAGUUGGAGAACGGCAUCAAAAAAGCCAAAGAGAACUUUGACUCGGCUGUAUCGAAACUCACCAUUGACGCCAUGGAGUUCAAGAAAGGUGGAAAGGAACAGUUGAAGAAGAGCAAGCUGAGUCCAGAUGCUAUAGCCCAGCUGGCUUUUCAGAUGGGUUUCUUGAGGCAGUACGGACAGACAGUAGCCACAUAUGAGUCCUGCAGCACUGCAGCGUUCAAGCACGGUCGCACAGAGACCAUCCGACCAGCCACCGUACACACAGAUCGGUGUGCACGUGCCUUUGUCUGCCAGCCAGGCCAACACAGUGUGGAGCAGCUGAAAGCCAUGCUGAAUGAAUGCUCUAAAUAUCACGGGCAGCUCACCAAGGAAGCAGCUAUGGGACAAGGUUUUGACCGUCACCUGUUCGCCAUGCGGUACCUGGCCAAUUCAAAGGGUCAAGCCCUGCCCAGUCUGUACACAGACCCAGCCUACGCUGCCAUCAACCACAACAUCCUCUCCACCAGCACCCUCACCAGUCCAGCUGUGAACCUCGGUGGCUUCGCCCCGGUGGUGCCUGACGGCUUCGGUGUUGGCUACGGCGUCCAUGACGACUGGAUCGGCUGCAACGUGUCCAGCUACCCGGCCCGCAACGUCCACGAAUUCCUGCAGUGUGUCCACAAGUCCUUAGAGGACAUUUUCACUGUCCUUGAAGGGAAGGCACUUGGCUAAGAAAUAAGAGUGUGUCAUCACCACAGAGGGAAGAAGAAAAAGCUUGAUUUAGUAGAAGAGUGAAUAGGAGUGCAGUCAUCUUUCUCAGCUUCCAAAUUGUUGAUUAACUUCUUUCGGCAACCAUGCAGUAAAUAAGAGGAAUAAUAUAUCGUGUACAGAAACAAAAAGAGAAUCACAAUGCUUCAAUUUGUGGUUUUGUGGUUAGGAAAAAUGAGUUGCUCUUGUGUUGCAAGAGAUAAGAUAAAAGAGAUAAGAUAAAAAAUUGACAGAGACAUCACUAAGACAAAGGAGGUUGAGUUGAGAAAACCAUUUGAGCAAUACUUGAGAAGUGGGAUCAACUGAGGAGAUCUCAUAGUUGAAUGCCCCGGAUCUCAAUGAUGUCUCAGUUCAAUUCUCCUUCAAAAUAAUCGAGACAUAAUUGAGAUCAGGGGCAUACAACUAUGUGAUCUCCUCAGAUUGAGCAACACAUGAGCAACUCAUCUUCCCUACGGGUGGGGACAUAGCUCACAAACAUUGAAGGGAUAGUUUGAGAUUUGGACAUUAAGUUGUAUGAAAUAGUUGCCAGUAGUGUAGUGGAUGCAAAACUAUUAGCUCACUUUCUGAGCUCUGAUGUCGGAGUUCUGGCUGGUUCGAUUGUAGAAUAGGUAGUUCUGGAAAGCAAUAUCAGAAACAAACUUCACUUGGCACUACUUUGUUUCUUGAAAAAGUAAUAUAGUAUUAAUAUUACUACAUGUUGCUGCAGGUACAGGCCAGCAGCGCAAGUGAGGUAGGUUUCUGAUGUGCCCUCUCUAGAGCAGGGAUGGGCAACUUAAAUGCUGGAGGGGGCCACAAUUUUUCACAGACACUACCACAGGGCCACAUAUAGGACCGUGCACUUAACCAGAUAUGAUGAAACUGCAAUUUUAAAUUUGUUUACAGUGCAGUAACUUAACAUAUUUCAUGCUCAAAUGCAUGUAGAACAGUAUAAGUAGGAAUACAAAAGGUUUGAAGCAAACAAAAAAUAGCCACUUGCUAUGAUUUUUUUUUUCAGUGCAAGAACAGCAGACCAACAUUAAUGGCAAGAAGUAAUUUUGUGCUUUUUUACACUGCACUUUUAAGAUUAAAUGCUCAAAUGCAUGUAGUUGUACUGAGGACCACUUCAAGUGAGGGUGCAGGCUGUAAUUGGCCCCCGGGCCUCCAGUUGCUCAUCCCUGCUCUGGAGCCUGCAGUGGCUUCUGUGGAAUCAUGGCGGUGCAACAUGAGGACCCAUUCUGUGUAGAUACGAUACGAGAGAGGGUUUUUUCUGAGCUAAUCAAAACACAAUGAUUUAAUGAUGAUGAAAGUUUCAAGUGAUUAUACUCAAAUGAAACAUUAUGAAUAUUAUAUUCAAUUUUUGCAGGUAGAUACCCUUAAAUCCUACACACUGGCCCCUUAAAUGUGUUCUUCGAAGGGGUUUGAUUAUUACUGCAGGUAUAAAACAGGUGCUCAUGUCAGUUCAUCAACACUGAUGUGAAAUGGGAAAGUUUCUAAUGUCAGCCUCUGACAGCGGACAUAAUAUUUAUUGCAUGAUGAAAACUAUGGACAGGAAAUACUGAUAAAAUAGUUAGUUUUCUGAGACAUAAGUCUCUAAAGUCAGUGUACUGUAGCCUAAUGUUAGGUGUUUUUUUGUUUUCACAGUAUGUCAUACAAGAUUCACAGUACUCAUUAAUGAAGCAGGGGCUUUUUACAUGUUGAACUUCUCUGCAAUAGAGUUUGGAGUCAGAUCUGUGCCUUAUGAAGAUGUGAAUUUAAUAGUGCAAUUGCAGAUUCUAUUUAAAUUGCCUUCACUGUCAUUUACAGCCUCAUCAACGUUUUGAUUGUAUUUUGUGAAAUAAAACCUAAUUUAAUUA